AUGAUUCUGGAAGCAGCACAAAGAACGAGUCUAAAGAAGUGCCGCAGGGAUCUCGGCGAGUAUAAUAUUCCGCUAGCAGCCUUGCUGAGCGAAGACGGGACUCGCACUUCUUCCCGUCGUGAAAUGGAAAUCAUUACGGAGAGGUUCUACUCGAAGCUUUUCCGUUCAUCAACUCCUGUGUCAAGCUCGAUCAUCCCCACUGAUGAAGCUCCACCACGGAUUUUCCCUUCGGAAGUGCGAGUCGCUAUCAAGAGCAUGAAACCUGGCACAGCCCCCGGACCUGAUUUUAUAUCAGCAGACUUUCUUCGGGCUGGUGGCCAUCCGCUUCAUGUAAUCUUAGCAGCGCACAUGACAUCCUACCUUCAGAAAGAAAGGAUCCCAGACCAGUGGAAGACCUCGCGAACCGUUCUUAUCCAUAAGAAAGGUGACCGAGAGGACUUUCGGAACUACCGUCCGAUAUGCUUGCUCAGCGUGUUAUACAAAGUAUUCACCAAGAUCAUCCUCACACGCAUAUCUAGGACGCUGGAUGAAGCUCAGCCUCAAGAACAAGUUGGAUUCCGCCAGGGGUUCAGCUGCUUGGACCAUAUCCAGACCGUGUCGAGGGUCAUAGAGGUUUGCCGGGAAUACCGCCUGCCCCUUGUUCUAACCUUAGUCGACUAUGAGAAAGCCUUUGACAGCGUAGAAACGAAUGCAAUACUGUCAGCGCUGGUCGAUCAAGGUGUGGACGCGUCGUAUGUGAGGACAUUAGCCAAUUGCUACGAACGAUGCACGAGUAGGAUACAGCUUUUCCACCGCCCUCUCACCAUACCCAUUGGAAAGGGGGUACGACAAGGCGAUACUAUAUCGCCGAAGCUGUUCACGGCUGCAUUGCAAUGGAUAAUGAAACCACUAUCCUGGGAAGAAAGGGGCAUACAUGUUGAUGGAAGAUUUCUUUCGAACCUUCGUUUCGCGGACGACAUCGUUCUCUUUUCGAGCAGUAUCAAUGAAGCAGAAACGAUGUUCAACGAAUUGAACGAAGCAGGGAAGAGAAUAGGACUGCGAAUAAACAGAAAGAAGACACAGUUCAUGAAGAACGCCCACUGCGAGGACGGAGAAGUACAACUUGAAGGCUCCCAAAUCGUGGAAACUCCGUCAUACGUAUACCUUGGACGUUCUAUGAACGCGGAAAACGACUUGAAGGAAGAACUGAAUAGAAGAAUGAGAGCAGCAUGGCCAGCAUUCGCAGCCGUCAGGGAAGCUACGGACCAACUAACGGACCAAGAUCUUCGUGCCCAUCUGUUCGACUCGACAGUCCUUCCAUCGCUCUGUUACGCAGUGGAGACGUGGGCAGACACCGCUACCACGUCUAGGAAGCUACUUACUACCCACAGAGCCCUUGAGAGAUGUCUCCUGAAGUCUAACCGGCGUACACAACACCUUGCUGGUCUUCGUAGCUCCGACUUAAGGGGAAUGUCCCGUCUUCGCGACCCAGUGGAAUAUGUAUCGAAAGCAAAACAUAGAUGGGCCGGUCACAUCAUGAGAAGAAUCGACGAUAGAUGGACUAAAAGAACGCUAGAGUGGAUCCCAAGGGACGCUAAACGCCCCAGAGGGAGACCGCCAACGAGAUGGGGUGACGUGUUCGCUGCACGGAUGAACCAGCUGAGAGCUCAGCUGGAUACGGCUCAAGGACCUCGUCAACGUCACUCACGAAGCUUGAGAACAUCUUGGAUGACAAUGGCGAGGGAACGAAACGAGUGGAAGAGAUGCUGCGGCCCGCACGUCCAGUGA
This is a messenger RNA of Necator americanus (New World hookworm), 1767 nucleotides long. RefSeq lists its product as uncharacterized. Bases 1 to 1767 code for a protein of 588 amino acids. The transcript has a single exon. NCBI's taxonomy places the organism in Eukaryota, Metazoa, Nematoda, Chromadorea, Rhabditida, Ancylostomatidae. The record is from RefSeq and is a predicted model, not a curated record.